Phytomonas sp. EM1 is the source of this 264-nucleotide messenger RNA. NCBI's taxonomy places the organism in Eukaryota, Euglenozoa, Kinetoplastea, Trypanosomatida, Trypanosomatidae. The record is from the annotation of a GenBank genome assembly.
AUGCAUCAUUUCACCCUCCACGCGAUGCUCCCCGCGAUGGCGGGGCGGGUGGAGGUUCCCUACGCCCCACCCGCCGCGCGGCCGCCGCGGUGGCCGUCCCUGUACAGCCUCGAGUUGAUGCCCGACCGCUGCGCGUUUGACGGGGAGCGGGGCUCGUGGGCUUCCCGGGAUUCCCACGGGCCCCUGCACGCCUAUGAAAAGGGCCAGUUGUUGACAGAUGCGGCGCGUUUUCCGAUCCUGUAUCGGGCGCUGGAUAUUGAAUAA